Molecule: messenger RNA, 762 nt
Organism: Aspergillus oryzae RIB40
Lineage: Eukaryota; Fungi; Ascomycota; Eurotiomycetes; Eurotiales; Aspergillaceae
Exons: 1
Coding region: 1-762 (253 amino acids)
Molecular function (GO): acyltransferase activity, transferring groups other than amino-acyl groups
Source: RefSeq, a predicted model, not a curated record
AUGCCUGGAACACAGUUCAACAAGCAAAGAAACUAUGAUUCUCUCGCAGCACGGUGCCUCUGGGGGAUCAACAACGCCCUGUUCCACGUCGCCAAGGAAACCGGGGAGAAUGGCGUCGACCGCGUGGUCGGCGUGUCCUGCUGGCUUCCGCCGCAUGCCGCCUCCGAGCCGGAGAGCUGGUACAGCUGGUGUCAGGGGUGGGUGCUGAGCUGGCGACAGAUGCUCAACAACGUGUGGCAUCUGGGACGGGGCGGGCUCCGGACUAAUCGGUACUGGAUCUGGAAGGAGAGGCAGCAGGAGGCGCAGAGCGUAAUCUGGGAUGAUCCGCGGGGGUACUAUUUCUGCAACAUUGUGGCUGUUAGUCCCAAGGCGCAGGGGGGUGGGAUUGGGAGGAAGUUGUUCGAGGCAGUUACUGAUAUGGCGGAUCGGGAGGGGGUGAAGUGCUAUUUGGAGAGUUCGCGGAAUGUGCCUAAUGUGCAGAUUUAUGAGAAGAUGGGGUUUAGGAUGAAGAAGGAGAUGGAGUGUCGGGAUGGGGAGGAUGUUUGCAUGGUAGGUUUCUUUUCUCUUAUCUUUGCUUUGCAUCUUGAGAGAUGGAUGUCUGAUAAUGUGUUUGACAGCUUUAUUGCAUGGUUCGUGAGCCUAAUUCGGAGAAGUGAGGGUUCGGGCGGUUUCUAUCUGUUUUUACUGUAUGCGGUAUUUGAUGGCGAAUCGGGAUGGCAGGGUUUACGGAGGCCUGCUGCUUUACAAUUUCUUCGAUUAUGA